CUCUUCAGUUAAAGGAGAUGGUCUAGCGUCCGUCUGAGGACAUAGAGUAACUUCCCCUUCAGGAAGCAGAGUUUGAUCCAGUUAAAAUAACUGCGCUGUAGUGAGAGCAGCAAUGUAAGCAUGAAACUCCCCAGAUGGAUGGUCUGGUACCCCGUCCCUCUCCUACCUGUCUCUGAUGAGCAAAGAGAUGCAGACAGACAUGCACUUCAUCUGUGUGCAAAAUGACUGCUCAAGUAACACUGGAGGAUGCCUUGUCCAAUGUGGAUCUCUUGGAAGAAUUACCAUUGCCAGAUCAGCAACCAUGUAUUGAACCGCCGCCAUCAUCUCUGCUUUACCAGCCAAACUUCAACACUAAUUUUGAAGACAGAAAUGCAUUUGUCACUGGCAUUGCAAGAUACAUUGAGCAAGCUACAGUCCAUUCUAGCAUGAAUGAAAUGCUAGAAGAGGGUCAGGAAUAUGCAGUCAUGUUAUACACAUGGAGAAGCUGCUCAAGAGCCAUUCCUCAGGUCAAGUGCAACGAGCAGCCUAACAGAGUAGAAAUUUAUGAGAAAACUGUAGAAGUUCUGGAGCCGGAAGUCACAAAACUGAUGAAUUUUAUGUAUUUUCAGAGAAAUGCAAUUGAACGAUUUUGUGGGGAGGUGAGACGCUUGUGCCACGCAGAGAGGAGGAAGGACUUUGUGUCUGAAGCAUAUCUGAUCACGCUCGGCAAAUUCAUCAACAUGUUUGCAGUAUUGGAUGAGUUGAAAAAUAUGAAGUGCAGUGUGAAGAACGACCAUUCAGCCUACAAGCGAGCUGCUCAGUUCCUGCGGAAAAUGGCAGAUCCUCAGUCCAUUCAAGAAUCCCAGAACCUCUCCAUGUUCCUUGCCAACCACAACAAGAUAACACAAUCUUUACAGCAGCAGUUGGAGGUGAUUGUUGGCUAUGAAGAGCUGCUUGCAGAUAUUGUGAAUUUGUGUGUGGACUACUAUGAAAACAAAAUGUAUCUAACGCCCAGUGAGAAACACAUGCUUUUGAAAGUUAUGGGCUUUGGAUUGUACCUGAUGGAUGGAAGUGUCAGUAACAUCUAUAAGCUGGAUGCAAAGAAAAGGAUAAAUUUAGCCAAGAUAGACAAGUUCUUUAAGCAGUUGCAGGUUGUCCCACUGUUUGGUGACAUGCAGAUUGAACUUGCAAGAUACAUUAAGACCAGUGCCCAUUACGAGGAAAAUAAAUCCAGAUGGACAUGCACGUCUUCCAGCAGCAGUCCCCAAUACAAUAUAUGUGAGCAGAUGAUCCAAAUCAGAGAAGACCAUAUGCGUUUCAUAUCAGAACUGGCUCGUUACAGCAACAGUGAGGUGGUGACUGGAUCUGGUAGACAGGAAGCUCAAAAAACAGAUGCAGAGUAUCGGAAGCUCUUUGAUCUGUCUCUCCAAGGCCUGCAGCUUCUCUCCCAGUGGAGUGCACAUGUCAUGGAAGUGUAUUCAUGGAAGCUGGUACACCCAACUGACAAAUAUUCUAAUAAAGAUUGUCCUGACAAUGCAGAAGAGUAUGAAAGAGCAACAAGAUACAAUUAUACUAGUGAGGAGAAGUUCGCUUUGGUUGAGGUGAUUGCCAUGAUCAAAGGUCUUCAGGUGCUGAUGGGAAGGAUGGAAAGUGUUUUCAAUCAUGCCAUUCGCCAUACCAUUUAUGCAGCUCUUCAGGACUUUGCCCAGGUCACACUUAGAGAGCCAUUAAGACAAGCCAUUAAAAAGAAGAAAAAUGUCAUUCAGAGUGUUUUGCAGGCUAUCAGAAAGACAGUCUGUGACUGGGAAGCAGGUCAUGAGCCGUUCAAUGACCCAGCUCUAAGGGGAGAGAAGGACCCUAAAAGUGGUUUUGACAUCAAAGUCCCAAGGCGUGCAGUGGGACCCUCCAGCACUCAGCUCUACAUGGUUCGCACUAUGACAGAGUCCUUAAACUCUGCUGAGCUGUUGAAGCAGCUCAAGUCUCUGGGAUUGGAAAAGCUAUUGCAUGUGACACACAAGUUUCUGAGGCAGUCCUACAUCUAUCCGCCUCUUUUAAACUUUGGUGAAACCCUGCAGCAAUGCUGUGAUCUGUCCCAGCUGUGGUUCAGGGAAUUCUUCUUAGAGCUGACCAUGGGCAGAAGAAUCCAGUUUCCCAUUGAGAUGUCCAUGCCUUGGAUUCUGACAGACCAUAUUCUGGAGACCAAAGAGGCAUCAAUGAUGGAGUAUGUUCUUUAUUCUUUGGACCUUUAUAAUGACAGUGCUCAUUAUGCACUUACUAAAUUUAAGAAGCAGUUCCUCUAUGAUGAGAUUGAGGCAGAGGUAAACCUAUGUUUUGACCAAUUUGUCUACAAGCUGGCAGACCAAAUAUUUGCGUAUUACAAGGCAAUGGCUGGCAGCCUACUUCUGGAAAAACGAUUACGUUCAGAAUGCAAGAAUCAGGGAGCAACCAUUCAGUUGCUACAGUCCAACCGCUAUGAGACACUGCUGAAACAGAGACAUGUCCAACUUCUUGGUAGGUCAAUAGACCUGAACCGACUGAUCACUCAGCGAAUUUCAGCAGCCAUGUACAGGUCAAUGGAACUGGCAAUUGGUCGAUUUGAAAGUGAGGAUUUGACUUCCAUUGUGGAGCUGGAUGGCUUGAUAGAGAUAAACAAAAUGACUCACAAGCUUCUGAGUAGAUACAUGACCUUAGACAGCUUUGAUGCCAUGUUCAGAGAAGCCAAUCACAAUGUGUCAGCCCCUUAUGGAAGAAUCACUCUUCAUGUCUUUUGGGAACUCAAUUAUGAUUUCCUUCCAAACUACUGCUACAAUGGAUCUACUAACAGAUUUGUUCGGACCGUGCUACCAUUUUCUCAGGAGUUUCAGAGAGAUAAGCAGCCUAAUGCACAGCCGCAGUAUCUCUAUGGAUCAAAGGCAUUGAAUCUGGCAUACUCCAGCAUCUACAGCAACUACAGGAAUUUUGUUGGUCCCCCUCACUUUAAAGUCAUCUGUAGACUUCUUGGGUAUCAGGGUAUUGCUGUGGUGAUGGAGGAGUUGCUGAAAGUUGUCAAGAGCCUGUUACAAGGGACCAUUCUUCAGUAUGUCAAGACCCUAAUGGAAGUGAUGCCCAAGAUCUGUAGGUUACCGAGACAUGAGUAUGGUUCUCCAGGUAUCUUGGAGUUUUUUCACCAUCAGUUGAAGGACAUCGUUGAAUAUGCAGAACUGAAGACUGUCUGCUUCCAGAAUUUGCGGGAAGUGGGAAAUGCCGUCCUGUUUUGCCUCCUCAUUGAACAGAGUCUGUCCCUAGAGGAAGUGUGUGACCUGUUGCACGCAGCGCCGUUCCAAAAUAUCCUGCCCAGAGUUCACGUCAAAGAGGGUGAAAGACUCGAUGCUAAAAUGAAGAGACUAGAAUCAAAAUAUGCUCCACUACACUUGGUUCCUCUCAUUGAAAGACUAGGAACACCCCAGCAAAUAGCAAUCGCAAGGGAAGGGGACUUGCUGACCAAAGAACGCCUCUGCUGCGGCCUGUCCAUGUUUGAGGUUAUCCUGACGAGGAUCCGCUCCUUCCUGGACGAUCCCAUCUGGCGCGGGCCCCUGCCCAGCAAUGGGGUGAUGCACGUGGACGAGUGUGUGGAAUUCCAUCGCCUCUGGAGCGCCAUGCAGUUCGUCUACUGCAUCCCCGUGGGAACGCACGAGUUCACUGUGGAGCAGUGCUUUGGAGACGGCUUGCACUGGGCUGGCUGUAUGAUCAUCGUGCUUUUGGGACAGCAGCGUCGCUUUGAUGUGUUGGAUUUCUGCUACCACCUGUUGAAAGUCCAAAAGCAUGAUGGCAAAGAUGAGGUUAUAAAGAAUGUGCCUCUGAAGAAAAUGGUUGAGAGAAUUCGCAAGUUCCAGAUUCUGAAUGAUGAAAUAAUUGCUAUUUUGGACAAGUAUUUGAAGUCCGGCGAUGGAGAGAGCACACCUGUGGAACAUGUGCGCUGCUUCCAGCCACCUAUUCAUCAGUCCCUUGCCAGCAACUAGACUUCCCACCUAACAAUACUUUUUGCACCUGUUUAGGCUAGAAGUACGAGAAAAAAACCAACAAAAAUCACACCAACAGUUUUAAGGAAUACUCUCAUUUGCAUUCCUCAGUAUGCCUCUGCCAUUUGAGUGGUGCACUGUCCUCUUCAGUCUCCAAGCACAGUAACUGUAUACAAUCCAUACUUAUUUUUCUAGGCAAAAAUUUUAUACACUUUGAUUAAAAACCUGCGACUGUAAAAGAUUUUUGAAAUCUCUUUGCAUUCCUGUACUGAAGUGGCCAUUUUAGACUGGACUGGAAUAAUUUUACCUUGAAGCUAUCAAAAUAAUAGCUGUGGAGGAUUAGAAACUGGGUUCUGUAGAAAAAAAUUUUUAGAAAUCAAUUCCUAAUUGUUUCUAUUAGAGCAUUAAUUGCUUAAUUAGCCUUUAUUAAAAAAAAAAUCAACUAUGCUGGUGCUUUGUGAAUAAUUUUUCUAGUCAGUUGAUUAUCUUUCUUCUUUGCAAAACUAUUCUCUGAGAUCAGCAAUUAUGGAAAUGAAGGCUAAUUAAGGUGAUUGUUUCAAAGUGAUUUAACAUGGAGGUGACUGAUAGUAUUCUGGUGUUUCUAAAAGGCAGUAGUUUGACUGAUUAGAAUGGGGACUGUUUACUUUUUCCUAACGAGAACUUCUAACACAAUUUAUAUUUUGGUUGGCGAUAUAUACCCGUGUACCAAAAUACAUGUUUACAAGUGAUAAGGAAUUCUUGUUUACAAGAAUCUUGUCUACAGUGAUCAGGUGUAAUCUAUCCCAGUACGUAAGCUCUAAUGAAAUUAAUCAUGAUUUACUUAUGGAAAGUAUUUGUUUAAUUACACUUACUGUAUUAUGCAAACACCACAUCAGUAAAAUUGUUUGUAAAACUUU
Molecule: messenger RNA, 4873 nt
Organism: Harpia harpyja (harpy eagle)
Lineage: Eukaryota; Metazoa; Chordata; Aves; Accipitriformes; Accipitridae
Gene: CYFIP1
Product: cytoplasmic FMR1 interacting protein 1
Exons: 31
Coding region: 222-3977 (1251 amino acids)
Biological process (GO): modification of synaptic structure; regulation of translation; axon guidance
Cellular component (GO): SCAR complex; neuron projection; synapse
Molecular function (GO): small GTPase binding; RNA 7-methylguanosine cap binding
Source: RefSeq, a predicted model, not a curated record